UUCUCUGAACCAUGCUUCACUCUCCACUGACUGCUCCCAGCCGGACACACACACAGAGAAGACCCUCAUUCUGACUCCUGGACCCUCAGCGUGACCUGCCGCUCCAUCCGGCUCGGGCUGUCGCCGAGUGAGAGUGUGAGGGUCACCAUGGCAACCGAGCCUCGGGGCAACCCACAAUGGUUUGGCCCCAGUGAUCACCUGAUGUCUAUGUUUAGGACCUGCUCCAGAGAUCCAGCCGAGGCUGUCCAAGCAAGACUGAGGCGCAUGCUGCACAUGUUUCUGCUCCAGCAGGGGGACCGUUCAGAGCUGGCAGCGAGGUGCUGCCACCAGGCAGAGUUCUGGUAUUACAGGAUCCUGGAGAACCUGGUCAGGCAGGAGAGGAGAAGACUGGGCGUCAGUGACUUGUCUGGCAUCUUUGAGGCGGAUCUUGUGCAGUGCUGCCUGGUGGCCUGUUGUCUGCAGAUUUCCAUUUGCUCAAACCGUCUACCAUGUGAUCCGCCCCAGCUCCUUCAGAUCCUACAGAUGAAGCCGCACCACUUCUGGAGGGUGAUCGAGCUGGUGCUGCGGGCGGAAGCAGGGCUGCCUCAUGCUGUCGUCAGACACCUCUCCCAGGUGGAGGAGAACAUUCUGGAGAGCUUGACCUGGACCAGGAACUCACCGCUGUGGGAAGAAAUCCAAGCCAACGGGGGCCAGCUGCUUACCUUCCAACAGGUGAUGCAUCCUGCACAGCUUGAAGACCCAAAGAGAACAGAGCUACAGCCUGACACAAAACCAGCAGCUGUGACCAGGCCUCCGAGGAGCAGCCCCCUCCAUCUGUUUGCUCGUAAGGUGUACACUUUGAUGAGCAGGCGUCUGAGGGAACUGUGUUCCAUCCUGGACGUUUCUGACGAGCUGCGGCUGAAGAUCUGGACCUGCUUCGAGUACUCUCUGGUCCACUGCUCCCACCUCAUGGUCGACGGUCACCUGGACCAAUCGCUCAUGUGUGCUAUCUACAUCAUAGCUAAGAUAACCAAGGUGGAGAUACCCUUCAAACACAUAAUGAGGUGCUACAAGUCGCAGCCAAACGCCAAGAAAAGUGUCUGUAGCCAUGUGCUGAUUUCAGGACGUAACAUGGACAACCCUCCAAACACCAAAGGAAAACAAGAGGAUUAUGACAUAAUGGUGACUCCUAACACGCCAUCGACACAUUAUCCAGGAGCCUCUCAGGAGUGGAGGGGCAAUCUUAUCGACUUUUACAACCAGGUCUACAGGACCAACAUGCAGCACUUUGCCGAGCAGUUUGCGCCGACCUCUGGGGGUGACACUCCUCCUCUGUCUCCAUAUCCUCACCCGUGGAAAGCAUCUCCUCGCAGACACCAGGUGCUCAGCAGCCCCUCCGUCUACAUCUCACCAUACAACCCUGAGACCCCCUCCCAUCGUGCAACCGGCCUGUGCUACUACUUCAACGCUAGUCCCCCCAAGUGUCUGCAGGAGAUCAACAACAUGAUCAAGACGGGCAGGUCCCCCACCAGGCGGCGCUAUCCGGUGACGCCUGGGGAGGAGGAGGAGGAAGGAGAUCAGAGCCCUUUGGCAAAAAGGCUCCGUUUGGAUGGUCAGUCGGCCUGGCAGAGGAGACUGAGGGGCGUGGUGAACGCUCGUGUCGCAAACCUGCACUAGAGGGAAGAGGAGCACAGCGCCACGCUCUCUGAAACUGUAACUACGAUGUCAGGUGUCUGAGGGAAAGCACAGAGCAAAUACUGUCUUCCGAUCUGUUAAGAAAACCAAUGUGCCAAGCUUGUCAGCUCAUAGAGUUGGUUUCUCUGCACUAUUUUUUUGAUACCAAUAUUGCUGUCUAUUGUUGCUUUCAGACAUGCACUCAACUCCAGAUAAUCUCCUGAAAUAAUCCGGAGGGUCCGUAUGUGAGAACGCAAAUGUCCAAGUGUGAGGCUCCAGACUUUCUCUGCAAGUUCUCCUACUAGGCCACUAGUAAAAACUCAGGAGAAUGUACGAGUGAGCCCAUGUGAGGAAAAAAUAGCAGGAGAUCCUCUGGAGCAGUGGUUCCCAAACUUUUAACAGUCCCGAACUCUUUCAGACAUUCAAUCUCCAGCUACGUACCCCCCCGUUUUUUUUCAUGUUUGUAAUCGCCGCCGCCAGCGCCCCGCGCACAUAUACAGCCUAUAACACUUCCUUGUUUCGCGUGGGAAUUGUAGUUCCUUCUGCCGUGAAGCCAACUCUCUUUGCCGCAUCUGGAAACUUCACCUCCCACGAUGCCGCGCGGCUCUUCUUAAACCGCUAGCUGCUGCACGCCCACGCUAAAUCAACCCGUCUCCUGUAAUCCUCUGUGCACGCAGCUCGGCCCUCUGCGGGAUUGACACUUUGUGCACAUUCCCAGCGUACCCCCUGAACCACUUUGCGUACCCCAGUUUGGGAACCGAUGCUCUGGAGUAUUCUUCGUUGUGAGUGAGUUGCAGCGUUGAUGAUAUUUCUAAAACGUGCUUGAUCCAAAAUCUGCCAAGAAACAAGGAUAAUGCAAAAAUCUCAGGAUCAAGGGUUGCCAAACACGUAGAAGACACUGAUGAAGGUGUCGAGGUACUUUUGGUGAUAAGAGCCAACACUGAUGUGGAUGUGCUGUAAACAAACACACAUGAUCUCCUGCCUCUGUUCCAACCCCAUUGAGCAGCGGACAUUCCCCGGAGUUCAUGUCUGAAAACUACUUAAGUGUCCUUGACCAAUGCCCUUAACGUGCUGUCAUUGGCCAGUGGAGGAAGAUGGUACAGAUCAGCUCACUUUGUGUUGUGUGAGCUUGCAGAUCAAGCAGCAGUUAGUGUGGGACAAGCUUGUCUGCCUCGCUUGUGUGAGCAGUGUCUGUGUCCUGCUUGAAUAUUAAAGGAAGACUACAUGUUCAGUUUGACUAAAAUCAUUAUUUCUGAAAAUAUAGUUUUUAAGUAUAUAUCAUUCCUCGAACUGUCACCUUAAGUCAACUACUUAACUUAGCUAGUUAGCUAGGUGUGUUUAAAGUCUAGUUACCUAGUUAAGUCUACUAUACAUAUACCAUGUAUAUCUACAUAUACCAGUCAACCCAUCACCCAAUCACAGUCUCAGAUUCUUUGACCCACCCUCUCCAUUCAUUCUCGUUUCCAUCAUCGUUCUUCCCUUCAUCCCUCUUCCAUCUACCUACCGCCUCUCAUCAUCCUCCUUCCCUCAUCAUUUCAUCCUCCUUCAUUCAUCCCCUUCAUCCUCCUUCUCUCAUUCCUUCAUCCUCCUUCCCUCACCACUUCCCUAAUCUCUUCAUACCCACAUCCGUUCAUCCAUACCCUCAAACCUCUAUCUACCUCCCCUCAUCCCUUCUUCCUCUCUCCCUCACCCCAGUCACCAGUGCACCCUCCCACACCAGCCAAUCAGACAACUCUUCACCUCCAUCCCUUCACUCAACAUCCCCAAAUUUCUCCUCAACAUCCAACAUAUCAAAUUUCCAUUUAAACAUUUUAAUCACAUAUUGUUGGGGCGUGGUCCUCGACAGUGAAACUUAAGUUAAGUAAUGGAAAAGUGAUUAUAUAAACACAUUUAUUUGAGAAGAUGUCUUGUCUUAUUCUGUAAGAAUUAUGAAGUAUUUUAUCAAAUUAAAAUAAAUGUACAAACGUUUCCAACAAA
Limanda limanda (common dab) is the source of this 3630-nucleotide messenger RNA. RefSeq names its product retinoblastoma-like protein 2. Gene Ontology annotation, biological process: cell differentiation; regulation of transcription by RNA polymerase II; negative regulation of G1/S transition of mitotic cell cycle. The transcript is spliced from 14 exons. The record is from RefSeq and is a predicted model, not a curated record. Lineage: Eukaryota; Metazoa; Chordata; Actinopteri; Pleuronectiformes; Pleuronectidae. Bases 148 to 1656 code for a protein of 502 amino acids. Gene Ontology annotation, cellular component: nucleus; chromatin; transcription regulator complex. Gene Ontology annotation, molecular function: RNA polymerase II transcription regulatory region sequence-specific DNA binding.